AUGAAGAAGACUGAAACUGGUUCCUCUGAUAAACCAGUCAAGGAGUCUAAGUCUACGAAGAUUCCAAAGAAGCAACCAAUCGUUGAUAGAGAGCCAGUGACACACGAAGUCUUGGUUGCUGACACUCCCUUAACCAGUCAAGAAAAAGAAAUUAUUCCUUCGAAGACCAGUGUUUUCCGAAGAAUCAAAAUGAAAUCAAAGCAUAAGAGCAUACCUUCACUCACUAAUAUCGUACGAAAUCCACAUGUUACUCAUCAGGGAGUCCUAUUUCGUGAAAUUCCAGUGCCUGUUUCUCCAUCCUCAAAGAAACAAAGGGCUGCAGAUAUGGCUAAAAAUAAGUCAAACAAAGUGAUAAUCUCUUUUGAAUCUACAGAUGACAAAGAUGAAAGGAUUCCAGAAACUCCUGAACUUAUCCAAAAAGAUACUUCUGUUCCUUUAUAG
This is a messenger RNA of Lactuca saligna, 441 nucleotides long. The record is from the annotation of a GenBank genome assembly. NCBI's taxonomy places the organism in Eukaryota, Viridiplantae, Streptophyta, Magnoliopsida, Asterales, Asteraceae.